AUGGCGGUGGAAUAUGAGUGUUGUGAAACACAGUUCUUUUUGCAUAUAGCGAUCAUAGCAGCUUUGGUUUUGUUUGCUGGUAUGAUGUCUGGACUUACUUUAGGCCUUAUGUCUUUAAGUCUUGUUGAUCUUGAAGUUCUUGCCAAAUCCGGUACUCCUAAAGAUCGUAAAUAUGCAGAAAAGAUAUUACCAGUGGUCAGAAGACAACAUUUACUACUUUGCACCCUUCUUAUUUGCAAUGCUGCUGCUAUGGAGGCACUUCCUAUCUUCCUUGAUGCUUUGGUGACAGCUUGGGGUGCUAUUUUGAUAUCAGUUACCUUAAUACUUUUGUUUGGCGAGAUCAUACCUCAAUCUGUUUGUACUAGAUACGGAUUGGCUAUUGGUGCGUAUGUGGCUCCGUUUGUGCGUAUUCUCGUUUGGGUUUGUUUCCCUGUUGCAUAUCCGAUUAGCAAGCUACUAGACUAUCUUUUGGGUAAUGAGCAUGUUGCACUUUUCCGGAGAGCAGAGUUAAAGACACUUGUGAAUUUUCACGGCAAUGAAGCGGGAAAAGGAGGAGAAUUAACACAUGAUGAGACAACAAUAAUUGCAGGAGCUCUUGAACUUACGGAAAAGACAGCCAGCGAUGCCAUGACUCCUAUAUCAGACACUUUUGCAGUCGAUAUAAAUGCUAAACUUGAUAGAAAUUUGAUGAAUCUAAUCCUGGAGAAAGGGCACAGCAGAAUACCUAUAUAUUACGAACACCCUACAAAUAUAAUUGGACUUGUCCUGGUAAAAAAUUUGUUGACCAUCCAUCCAGAAGAUGAAGUACCUGUAAAAAGCAUCACCAUUCGCAAAAUUCCAAAGGUGCCAGAAACUCUUCCCUUGUAUGACAUCUUAAACGAGUUUCAGAAAGGCCACAGCCACAUGGCUGUUGUGGUGAAACAGUGUAAUAAGACCAUAGACCAGGCUGCCACGAAGAGUCCGACAUCUGAUGAGACUAAGGAAGUGCGAGUAGACAUUGAUGGUGACAAUAAAUCUUCAAGAGAAAAUAGCGUAAAGUCCAAUAGAGCAUUCCAGAAAUGGAAGAGUUUCCCCAACAAUGGAAACAAUUCUUACAGGGGUAGCUUUAGAAGUAAGAAGUGGAAUAAAGACAUGUAUUCAGACAUUUUAGAAAUAGAAGGGAAACCACUUCCAAAACUUCUUGAAGAAGAAGAAGAAGCAGUUGGAAUAAUAACAAUGGAAGAUGUGAUCGAAGAGCUACUGCAGGAGGAGAUAUAUGAUGAAACGGAUCACCACUUUGAGGACUCCUAACAAUGGAUAGAUUAAACCUAUAUCCAGUAAUUUUCUUAGUUUCAACUCCAGCCAAACUUCAAACUUUCAUGCUAUUUGAGCAGAUAGCAAGAUUUAAGGUUUCUUUGAAAAUGUAAACAUGAAUCACUGUAGUUUCCAUGCUUAUAUCACUUUAUGAAACAGUCUGCUUAUUAGUGUUUCUGGGAAUAGCUAGAUCUAGAUGUUUACUUAAUUUCAACUCAAAUUGGUAAUGUUGUAUCGAACCUGGGAAUUUAUC
This is a messenger RNA of Erigeron canadensis, 1546 nucleotides long. Its product is annotated as DUF21 domain-containing protein At2g14520-like. NCBI's taxonomy places the organism in Eukaryota, Viridiplantae, Streptophyta, Magnoliopsida, Asterales, Asteraceae. Gene Ontology annotation, cellular component: intracellular membrane-bounded organelle. The record is from RefSeq and is a predicted model, not a curated record. Gene Ontology annotation, biological process: magnesium ion homeostasis. The transcript has 11 exons. The coding region runs from base 1 to 1290 and encodes 429 amino acids.